Molecule: messenger RNA, 7430 nt
Organism: Pogona vitticeps (central bearded dragon)
Lineage: Eukaryota; Metazoa; Chordata; Lepidosauria; Squamata; Agamidae
Source: RefSeq, a predicted model, not a curated record
AAAGGAAUUACUUCCCCAAAAAAGCGAUAGGACGCUGUGGAAUGUAGGGAUUGGAAGUGACUUCAUUAAACACCCAAUAUGAACAGAAACGUCCGAUUAAUUUAAAGGUCCCGAUAUGUUGUAUAAACAAUCUCUUGGCCCAAUGAAACGACGUUCCUUUAAGUUUACGUAGUUCCCUGAAAGGUGUGCUUUGCUUCACAGAUGAGGGGAAUUUUUUAUCUCGGCAUAAGACACCCUCUAUAGAUCGGGAAAAAAAUUCCCUUCGUGUCUGAGCUUUCCCUCAUUGCGCCAGACGAAUUUAUCGCGUACAAAAGGAAGUUUGUCCUCUUUGAAACAGCGAUGACUAUUGCGGAAUCAAAACAGGACGGGACUGAAGCCGAGAAAGGGCGAGAGAAGCCAUCCAGCCCAAUGGAUCAGAUGGGGAAGAUGAGACCUCAGCCUUAUGGAGGAAACCACCUAUACACACAACAGCAGGGACCUCAGUCAGGGCAACAACAAGGCCAUGGGUAUCCGGGACAGCCAUAUGGGCCACAGACGCCCCAGAGAUAUCCAAUGGGAACUUUGAGCAGGACACAAACGGCCAUGGGAAGCAUUUCUUAUCCACAACAGAUCCCUCCUUACGGACAGCAGGGCCCUAGUGGCUAUGGGCAGCAGGGCCAGACUCCCUAUUAUAACCAGCAGAGUCCUCAUCCUCAGCAACAGCCGCAGCCUUCCUAUGCCCAGCAGCCGCCCUCACAGACCCCGCACGCCCAGCCUUCCUAUCAGCAACAGCAAACUCAAUCCCAGCCUCCACAGCUUCAGUCCUCCCAGACCCCGUACUCUCAGCAGCAGUCACAGCCACCCCAUCAGCAGUCUCCAUCGCCAUAUCCUCAGCAACCGCCCACCGCCCAGCAGCAGCAGCAGCAGCACCCACAGAGUCAGCCUCCCUACUCUCAGCAGCAGUCCCAGUCAACGUACCAGCAGCAGCAGCAGCAGCAAGCUCAGCAGUCUGCUACCUCGGCGCUUUCCCAACAGUCGGCGUCAUACUCUCAGCCUCAGUCACAGCAGCCGUCGGCAUAUUCUCAGCAGCGCUUCCCACCUCCCCAGGAGUUAUCACAAGACUCGUUUGGGUCGCAAGCAUCAUCUGCUGCCUCAAUGGCUUCCAGUAAGGGGCAAGAAGAUGUGAAUUUGAAUCUUCAGUCAAGACCCUCGAGCUUGCCGGAUCUCUCUGGUUCAAUAGAUGAUCUGCCUAUGGGUACAGAAGGAGCACUGAGUCCUGGCGUAAGCACAUCAGGGAUUUCCAGCAGUCAAGGAGAGCAGAGUAAUCCAGCUCAGUCUCCUUUUUCUCCACAUACCUCUCCUCACUUGCCAGGCAUCAGAGGACCUUCCCCAUCACCAGUUGGGUCUCCAGCAAGUGUAGCUCAGUCACGCUCUGGUCCCCUGUCUCCUGCUGCAGUACCAGGCAACCAGAUGCCACCACGACCGCCCAGUGGCCAAUCAGACAGCAUCUUGCAUCCCUCCAUGAAUCAGUCAACCAUAACGCCAGAUAGAGUAGGUUACAUACAAAGGAACCCGCAAAUGCCCCAGUAUAAUUCUCCUCAGCCUGGGUCUGCCUUAUCGCCACGCCAGUCUUCUGGAGGACAGAUGCAUGCUGGGAUGGGACCGUACCAACAGAAUUCCAUGGGCAGUUAUGUACCUCAGGGAGGUCAAUAUGGACCUCAAGGUGGAUAUCCAAGGCAGCCAAACUACAAUGCAAUGCCCAAUGCGAAUUACCCCAGCCCAGGAAUGGGAGGAACCAUGAACCCCAUGGGAGCAGGGGGCCAGAUCCAUGGUCAGACUGGCGUGCCACCCUAUCCUGGGCUUCCUCCGGGAAGAGGUUUGACCCAUGCGGCUAUGGGGAAUAGACCCUAUGGACCCAACAUGGCGAAUAUGCCUCCCCAAGUAGGAACUGGGAUGUGUCCUCCACCAGGUGGCAGGAAAGCACAAGAAGCUGCUGCCGCUGCUAUGCACGCUGCUGCGGUCAACUCCAUCCAGAACCGGCCAUCUGGAUACCCCCAUAUUAACCAAGGAGCAAUGAUGGGAACUGGGCCUCCCUAUGGCCAAGGAAUUAAUAGCAUGGGUGGGAUGCUCAAUCCCCAGGGCCCACCUUAUCCAAUGGGUGGGAAUAUGGCCAACAAUUCAGCAGGGAUGGCUGCAAGUCCAGAGAUGAUGGGACUUGGGGACGUUAAACUAACACCUGCAGCAAAAAUGAACAACAAGGCAGAUGGAACACCAAAAGCGGAGUCCAAGUCAAAGAAAUCCAGCUCCUCUACGACCACAAACGAGAAGAUUACUAAAUUGUAUGAGCUAGGAGGUGAGCCAGAAAGAAAGAUGUGGGUAGAUCGCUAUUUGUCCUUCACUGAGGAGAAAGCAAUGGGCAUGACCAAUCUUCCAGCUGUGGGUCGGAAACCCCUAGACCUGUACCGUCUCUACAUCUCUGUGAAGGAAAUUGGAGGACUGACUCAGGUGAACAAAAACAAGAAGUGGCGGGAGUUAGCAACCAAUUUGAACGUGGGCACCUCUAGCAGUGCAGCUAGCUCACUGAAGAAGCAGUACAUCCAGUGUCUCUAUGCCUUUGAGUGCAAGAUUGAACGAGGUGAAGACCCUCCCCCAGACAUCUUUGCAACUGAUUCAAAAAAGUCACAGCCCAAAAUACAGCCUCCAUCUCCAGCGGGUUCAGGUUCCAUGCAAGGCCCUCAAACACCUCAGUCCACCAGUAGCUCCAUGGCUGAAGGAGGAGACUUGAAGCCCCCAACUCCUGCAUCUACACCACACAGCCAGAUGCCCCCUUUGCAAGGCAUCAGGAGUAACUCGGUAGGUCUUCAGGAUGCCUUUCCUGAUGGAACUGACCCUACCUUCCAGAAGAGGAACUCCAUGACUCCUAAUCCAGGGUAUCAGCCCAGCAUGAAUACUUCCGACAUGAUGGGUCGCAUGUCCUAUGAGCCAAAUAAGGAUCCUUAUGGCAGUAUGAGAAAAGGAAGUGAUCCCUUUAUGUCCUCAGGGCAGGGUCCCAACAGUGGCAUGGGUGAUCCUUAUAAUCGUGCUACAGGUCCAGGGAUGAGUAAUAUGGCCAUGGGCCAGAGGCAACAUUAUCCUUACGGCCCUUAUGACAGAGUGAGGACUGAAACAGGAAUGGUGCCUGAAGCCAACCUGGGAACUGGAACUGCCCAGGCCAACAUCAUGCCUUCCGCACCUGAUUCAGGGAUGUAUUCACCAAGCCGCUAUCCUCAACAGCCACAGCAGCGACAUGAUUCCUAUGGCAAUCAGUUUUCCACUCAAGGUACAUCCUCUGGCAGCCCCUUUCCUAGCCAGCAGACCACCCUGUAUCAGCAACAACAGCAGAAUUACAAGCGGCCGAUGGAUGGCAAUUAUGGGCCCCCAGCCAAACGGCAUGAAGCAGAGAUGUACAACGUACCCUACAGUGCAGGCCAAGGCCAAGCCCAGCAGCAGCUUCCUCCAGCCCAAACCCAACCAGCUAGCCAGCAACCAUCUGCUCAACCUUCUCCACAGCAGGAAAUCUAUAACCAGUAUGGGAAUACCUACUCUGCCACAGACCGCCGACCUGCCACUGGGCCACAGAACCAGUUCCCAUUCCAGUUCGGCAGAGAGAGGGUCUCUGCUCCCCCGGGCUCUAGUACCCAGCAGAAUAUGCCUCCCCAGAUGAUGGGAGGCCCCAUACAGUCCACCCCAGAGGGUCCGCAGCAGGGCACCAUGUGGCAAGGACGUAACGAGAUGGGUUACAGCUAUCCCAACCGGCAAAGUACCAGCUCUGCACCCCAGGGACCCGCGUAUCACGGAGUGAACCGAACGGAUGAAAUGCUGCACCCAGACCAGAGGGGUAAUCACGAGGGACCAUGGCCAUCUCAUAGUAACCGCCAGCCUCCUUAUGGUCCCUCUGCCCCCGUGCCACCCAUGACAAGGCCACCCCAGCCCAACUACCAGACCCAGCCAAGCAUGCAGAAUCACAUUCCUCAGGUAUCCAGCCCAGCACCUCUUCCCAGGCCGGUGGAAAACCGCACCUCUCCCAGUAAAUCUCCAUUCAUGCAUUCAGGAAUGAAGAUGCAGAAGGCAGGGCCCCCAGUUCCUGCAUCCCAUAUAACGCCAGCAGCUGUACAGCCUCCUAUGAUACGACGGGACAUCACGUUCCCACCCGGGUCAGUGGAAGCUACGCAACCAGUGCUGAAGCAGAGGCGUCGUCUGACUACGAAAGAUAUUGGAACUCCUGAAGCGUGGAGGGUAAUGAUGUCUCUGAAAUCUGGAUUACUGGCUGAAAGUACAUGGGCCUUGGAUACCAUAAACAUCCUGCUUUAUGAUGACAACAGCAUAAUGACUUUCAACCUCAGCCAGCUUCCAGGGUUGUUGGAGCUACUGGUGGAAUAUUUUCGGCGCUGUCUGAUUGAAAUCUUUGGAAUCCUAAAGGAAUAUGAGGUGGGAGAUCCAGGUCAGAGAACACUAUUGGAUCCCGAAAGGUUCAGCAAAUCUUCGAGUCCUUCUGCUGAAGCAGGAGAGAGAGAAGAGCCACAGAGUACUAAUUGUGAGGAAAAUGAGGAGGAGGAGGAGGAGGAAGAGGAAGGAGAAGAGGAAGCUGCCUUUGCAAAUAAAGCCACAGCACCUCUCGAGAGCAGUGAAGAGAAGCUAGUCAGUAAAUUUGACAAGCUUCCAGUCAAGAUAGUGCAGAAGAAUGAUCCAUUUGUAGUAGAUUAUUCCGGCAAACUUGGUCGGGUCCAGGAGUUUGAGAGUGGACUGCUACACUGGCGGAUUGGUGGGGGAGACACCACUGAGCACAUUCAAACCCACUUUGAAAGCAAAAUGGAGCUGUCUUUGACUCAUAAACGAGCUUCCUGCAACUCUGUUUUGCUGCGAAAACCAUAUGUUGCUGAGAGCCACCCAGUCACUCGAGAGGGAGAGUCCCCUCCUUCCGAGGGUCCUCCUGAAAAAAGGAUAACGGCUACUAUGGAUGACAUGCUUUCGGCACGACCAGGCUCACUGGCAGAGGAAGAAGAGAUCAGGAACAUGGAGGCAGCAAAGGAGAGUAGUAAAUUUCCAUUUGGGAUUAGUCCGGCUCAGAAUCACAGGAACAUAAAAAUCUUAGAAGAUGAGCCUCACAGUAAAGAUGAAACACCUCUGUGCACGCUUCUAGACUGGCAGGACUCGUUGUCUAAACGCUGCGUCUGUGUAUCUAACAUCAUCAGGAGUUUAUCGUUUGUGCCAGGCAAUGACUUUGAGAUGUCUAAACACCCUGGUUUGCUGCUGAUCCUAGGGAAACUAAUUCUCCUGCACCAUAAGCAUCCAGAACGCAAACAGGCACCACUGACGUACGAAAAGGAAGAGGAGCAGGACCAAGGAGUGAGCUGCAACAAAGUGGAGUGGUGGUGGGACUGCUUGGAAAUGCUACGUGAAAACACUUUGGUCACGCUGGCCAACAUCUCUGGCCAGCUGGACCUUUCGCCAUACCCAGAGAGUAUCUGUUUGCCUAUACUGGAUGGACUCCUCCAUUGGGCGGUGUGUCCUUCGGCAGAAGCCCAAGAUCCUUUCCCAACCCUGGGGCCUAAUGCUGUCCUCUCCCCUCAGAGACUAGUUUUGGAAACCCUCAGCAAACUCAGCAUCCAGGACAACAACGUGGAUUUGAUCCUAGCAACGCCACCCUUCAGUCGCUUGGAGAAACUGUACGGCACCAUGGUGCGUUUCCUUAGUGACCGAAAGAACCCCGUAUGUCGGGAAAUGGCUGUGGUACUACUGGCCAACUUGGCGCAGGGCGACAGCUUGGCAGCUAGAGCCAUUGCCGUGCAGAAGGGCAGCAUUGGCAACUUGCUAGGCUUCUUGGAAGACAGCCUGGCAGCCACUCAGUUCCAGCAAAGCCAAGCCACUUUGAUGCACAUGCAGAACCCUCCCUUUGAGCCGACCAGUGUGGACAUGAUGCGCCGGGCAGCCCGAGCACUGCUCGCUCUGGCCAAAGUGGACGAGAACCACUCAGAGUUCACGUUAUACGAGUCACGGCUGUUGGACAUCUCCGUGUCACCUCUGAUGAACUCAUUGGUUUCACAAGUUAUUUGUGACGUACUGUUUUUAAUUGGCCAGUCAUGACAGCCGUGGGAUGCCUAUACCCCUGUGUGCGUGUGUGUGAGUGGAGGACUUAGAAACUGAUUGUUGCCCUUUAUUUAUGCAAAACCACCUCAGAAUCCACUGUCUGCCCUGCGCUGUCCUGCUUCUACCUUUGGGGAAAAGAUGUUCCCUUUCCCCCUCACCUCUGCCCUUCAGAUCUGUCCUAAUCCCCUGUUCAAGGAGACAAAGCUCUGCCUACAUUUAAAAAAAAAACAAACUUUUUUUAUUUUAACCAAAGUUGCUGUCGUUUACAGUGAGUUUGGGGAAAAAAACAACUUUGUCCUGUUAUCGCAUCAACAGGCACUACUUUCAUAACUGUUUUUAAUGGUAAAACUCUGAAGGACAAAAAAAGUGACUGCUGAACUCUUGUGUGGUUUAUCGUUGUACAUUCACAAUCUUGCAGGAACUAAGAAGCUACCAGUUGUUAACAGACCUUGUCCAAUGGAGGCCUGUGCAGUAGAGUGUAGAACUUCAUGUACUGUACACCUUAAACUGUAAACAUACUGUAAUAAUGUCUCACAUUGAAGAAGAAGAAAAAAAAGCUGGAUCAGCAGCAAGCUGUAGUUUUUAAAAAUGUUUUUAGUUAAUGUUGAGGAGAAAAAAAGGCUUUUCCCCCAAAGUAUCAUGUGUGAACCUACAACACCCUGACCUCUUUCUCUCUUCCUCCUUGAUUGUAUGAAUAACCCUGAGAUCACCUCUUAGAACUGGUUUUAACCUUUAGAUGCAGCCUGACAGCUGCCACGUGUGUAUAUAUAUAUGACGUUGUACAUUGCACAUGCCCUCAGACUCCUUGCAGUUUUGUCCCCAUUUCCCUUGCCCACCCCUUUAUAGUAGGACGAGUUAAAUGAGUUGAUGACCUGCAAAAGCGAGACACCAAUUAUUUAAUCUCUUGCCAGACAUCUCUUUCUUUCUCUUCUCUCUUUCUCUCUCUCUCUCUCUCUUUCUUUCUGUCGUUUUUCUCUCUUUUCUGGAGGAUGCUGUACAGGUCUCUUGUGUAUAAAGUCAUUUGCUGUCUCAGCAGCCAAUCAACUUAUAGUUUUAUUUUUCCUGGGGUUUUUUGUUUUUGUUUUUCUUUCUAAUCGAGGUGUGAAAAAGUUCUAGGUUCAGUUGAAGUUCCUGAUGAAGAAACACAAUUGAGAUUUUUCAGUGAUGAAUUCUGCAUAUUUGUAUUUCAGACGAUGUAGCUAAAAAAACUUGAUGUAAAUUCCUCCCUUUUUUCCUUUUUUGGCUUAAUGAAUAUCAUUUAUUCAGUAUGAAAUCUUUAUACUAUAUGUUCCACGUGUUAAGAAUAAAUGUACAUUAAAUCUUGG